AGCUGCUGAAAGUUGUCAAUCUCUGCUGAAGAAAAACUGCAGAAAGUGUGUGAUUUUCCUUACAGUCGCCCGUGUUUUGUAAUUCGCUCUGCUCUUAAAUACUUUUUGUGCAAGUGGCGUACGUGUUGCGCAGUUUGUCGCAAUCCGAAAAUGGCUCAGAGUAAACUGAAUGAUUUGGCCGGAAAAUUCGGCAAGGGUGGACCACCCGGAUUGACUACCGGUUUGAAGCUGUUGGCCGCAGUUGGAGCCACUGCUUAUGGCAUCAGCAAUUCCAUGUUCACAGUCGAUGGUGGUCACCGUGCAAUCAUGUUCAACCGAAUCGGUGGCAUCGGUGAUGAUACCUUCACUGAAGGUUUGCAUUUCCGGAUUCCAUGGUUCCAAUAUCCGAUCGUAUAUGACAUCCGCUCGCGCCCCAGGAAGAUCUCGUCCCCAACCGGAUCGAAGGAUUUGCAGAUGGUGAACAUCUCCCUUCGAGUACUGUCUCGACCAGAUGCCCUGCGACUUCCGAUCAUGUACCGCCAGCUGGGACUGGACUACGACGAAAAAGUGCUGCCAUCAAUUUGUAACGAAGUGUUGAAGAGUGUGGUGGCCAAGUUCAAUGCCUCGCAGCUCAUCACCCAGCGCCAGCAGGUUUCGCUGCUGAUCCGCCGUGAACUGGUGGAACGCGCAAAAGACUUCAACAUCAUCCUGGAUGAUGUUUCGCUGACGGAACUCAGCUUCGGCAAGGAAUAUACGGCUGCCGUCGAAAGCAAACAAGUUGCCCAGCAGGAGGCCCAACGUGCGGCUUUCCUCGUGGAACGUGCCAAGCAAGAACGGCAGCAGAAAAUCGUCCAGGCUGAGGGUGAAGCCGAGGCAGCAAAAAUGUUGGGUCUGGCCGUUAGUCAAAAUCCUGGCUACCUGAAGCUCAGAAAGAUUCGUGCCGCACAGAGCAUCGCUCGAACGAUCGCAAGCUCGCAGAACCGUGUCUACCUCUCCGCUAACAGUUUGAUGUUGAACAUCUCGGAUGCCGAGUUCGAUGACAUGUCCAAGAGAGUUUCAAAUAUGGGCCAAGGGCGACCGUUCCGAGUUGUGCAAAUUCCGAAAGUCUCGCCAAAAGCAACGACUGGCAGCACCGGCGACCUGGACUUCGACGAAAGCCUGAUCAAAGUGAUCGCUGAGCAAACGGCGGAGAGGAUCAGUGGUGGUGGUAGCCAGUAGAUUUGGCGGUAGUGCAAAAUGACUGUUUCUAUUGUUUUUAAUUUCAGAACCAGAGGUAUAAAAGCGCAUUUUUC
This is a messenger RNA of Ochlerotatus camptorhynchus, 1271 nucleotides long. It is a transcript of the gene Phb2, whose product is annotated as prohibitin 2. Gene Ontology annotation, biological process: mitochondrion organization. The record is from RefSeq and is a predicted model, not a curated record. Gene Ontology annotation, cellular component: membrane; mitochondrion. NCBI's taxonomy places the organism in Eukaryota, Metazoa, Arthropoda, Insecta, Diptera, Culicidae. Bases 151 to 1197 code for a protein of 348 amino acids. The transcript is spliced from 5 exons.